UCGGACGUUGCUCGGUGCACAACUUUUAUCUGCCAAAAAAGCAAAGUUACAGUGGAAUUUGACGAAAAGAAAAUUGUGAAAAAAUUUGUAGAAAUUGUAGUUUAAAACUACAUUGCAUACGCGAAAAGAAAAAAAAUUAACAAAUUUGCAGUUAAAAAACUAUUUUGCACUUCAAGCACAUUUGUGGAGCUCAGCUUGAUUCUAAACAAUACAGCAGCCGUCUGUCAAGCAAACGCAGUGUUUAGCCAACGCAAUUCAAAAUGCCCGAAUUAACGCCAGUUCAGGAGUACUACAAAGGCAAAACCGUAUUCAUUACGGGUGCCUCUGGAUUUAUGGGCAAAGUUUUAGUCGAAAAGCUAUUAUACUCAUGCUCUGCUCUCAAGGAGGUCAUCAUUAUUGUACGUCCAAAGCGCGGAAAGAGCCCUGAAGUCCGUUUGGAGGAAAUGUUCAAGUUGCCCAUUUUCCAACGCAUACGCGAGGAAAAACCAGAGAUGCUGAAGAAAGUUACCAGCUUUAAUGGUGAUGUGACUUAUGAAAAUCUUGGUCUGAGUGGUGAAAACUUGAAGUAUGUCACCGACAACACAAACAUUGUUUUCCAUAUGGCAGCCACCCUGAAACUGGAAGGCAAUCUGAAGGAUGCCAUUGACAUGAACACCACCGGUACACGUCGCGCACUGGACAUUGCCAAGCAAAUGAAAGGCCUCGAAGCAUUCGUACAUGUUUCUACGGCCUUCUGCAACUGCGAUCAAGAGGUAAUGCACGAGAAGAUCUACGAAUAUCCACACAAACCAGAGGAUCUUAUGCGCAUGGUCGAAUGGAUGGACGUUAAGACGUUGGAUAGCAUUACGCCCGAGCUGCUCAAACCGCACCCGAACACAUACACUUACUCGAAGCGUUUGGCCGAAAUAUUGGUGCGUGAUCACUACGAAACAAUGCCGGUGAUUAUAGCACGUCCCAGUAUUGUUACUCCAGCCGUACAAGAACCAGUCCCCGGUUGGGUGGACAAUCUAAAUGGACCCACUGGUGUUAUGAUUGGUGCUGGAAAGGGCGUCAUACGUUCAAUGCUGUGCAAUGGUGAAUUGCGGUCGGAGAUAAUACCGGUCGACAUAGCUAUAAAUGGAUUCAUUUUGUUACCAUAUCGGUUCAGUACCAUGGAGAAAAGACCGCAAAAUAUACCAGUUUUCAAUCUAACCGUACCGGACGCGAAGAAGCGCACUUGGAAAUGGGUUAUGGAUGUUGGACGAGAUUUGGGAAUGAAGUAUCCAUUCGAAAUCGGGCUUUGGUAUCCGGAUGGCAAUUUGACCACCAACAAGCUUUAUCACUGGUUCUGCGUGGUCAUGUUUAUGUGGCUACCAGCCUACAUCGUGGACUUAUUGCUCACCAUUUUUCGACAGCGACGUUUCAUGGUCCGCGUACAAACACGCAUCGCCAUCGGCCUAGAAGUAUUGCAGUUUUUCACCACGCGCAGUUGGAAUUUCAAGUCCCAGAACUUUGAAAAGAUACAAGAAAUCUUGAGCGCGCGCGAUAAAAUUAUUUUCAAAAUUGAAAUGAAUGAUGUGGAUGACUACGAAUAUUUGCGUACGUGCAUUCUCGGUGGACGUCAGUACGUAAUGAAAGAGCCUCUGUCCUCGCUGCCACGGUCGAGAACUCAACUGAAAUUUUUAUACAUUUUGGAUCGGUUUUGCAAGUUCGUUUUUCUGGCUGGUCUGCUUUAUUGGAUUUGCUCCAAGUUUGGUGUGCUUGAGUACCUACGCGCCACGACGAUGGAAAAUAUCAAAUAAGCAAAAGAAAACUAUUUCAUGUUUUUAAGUUUCUAUAAUUUUAUGUAAUGAUGCAAUUUUGUGUAUAAAAGUACUAUCCGUUUUUUUUUAUUUUUCAUUGUAAAUAAUUAGUUAUGAGGUGACAAACCUUUGCUUGUUUUUAAAUAUUUGUACAAAAGUGAAUGAGUCAAAACGGGGUUAGAAAGUAGUUUGUAGUUGGUGUUAUAAGCUUUCACUGUUAGAUCCCAAAACCUAUGUAAAAAAUACUUUAUUUUAAGGUUCGGAUAUUACAUUGUAUUAUUGCUGCCGUAGUGUUCCUAAAUCAUACCGAAAUAUACUUGAAAUCGCUGAAAAU
This is a messenger RNA of Anastrepha ludens (Mexican fruit fly), 2115 nucleotides long. RefSeq names its product putative fatty acyl-CoA reductase CG5065. Bases 261 to 1781 code for a protein of 506 amino acids. Gene Ontology annotation, cellular component: peroxisome. Gene Ontology annotation, biological process: long-chain fatty-acyl-CoA metabolic process. The record is from RefSeq and is a predicted model, not a curated record. NCBI's taxonomy places the organism in Eukaryota, Metazoa, Arthropoda, Insecta, Diptera, Tephritidae. The transcript has 9 exons. Gene Ontology annotation, molecular function: alcohol-forming very long-chain fatty acyl-CoA reductase (NADP+) activity.